AUGGCCCGAACAAACCGUAAGACACCCGUGAUCAUCGGAGUCGGAGAUGUCGUCAAUCGCUCCAAGAAAAUCGAAGACGCCUUCGAACCACUCCAACUCAUGAUAAAUGCCAUCCAAGAAGCCAUACACGACACCGGAAUCUCAGGCCCCCAAUUCCAAGCCCAAAUCGACAGCAUCGACGUCGUGAAAUCCUGGACUUGGCCCUGCGACUACCCAACCCUCGUCGCCGAAAGACUAGGCUUCAAGCCAGUACACGCCGAAUACAGUGAACACGGCGGCAAUCAACCCGCGAGAUGCGUCGACGAAGCAGCCCGUCGCAUCUCCAAGGGCGAAGCGAAAGUAGCAGUCGUGACCGGCGGCGAAGCACUCGCUUCCCUGACAGCAUGCGCAGCCGCAAAGAAAAUGCCACCACCCAACUGGACGAAUCCCUCCGAGGACGUGACCAAAGUCUUCUCGCCCACCACGCGAGAACUGCAAGCGAACUAUGGAGCGAGACAUUCGAUUGGCAAUCCGAUCCAGCUCUACCCGCUCUAUGAGAAUGCUCUGCGAGCACAUCGCGGCCAAUCGAUCGCGGAGAAUCAUGCGGAAUCCGCGGAGAUGUAUGCCGAGUUUGCGAAGAUUGCCGAGUCGAAUGCGUAUGCGUGGAAUCACGGUGCACCUGCGGAGACGGCGGAGAGUAUCGGGAUGGUCUCGAAGAAGAACCGCAUGAUUUGCUUUCCGUACCCGCUAUUGAUGAAUGCCUUUAGUACGUCGACACCCUGUUGCUUGGUGGGGGAGAAGUACGACUGGGCUAAAAUGGUCUGCAGAUACCGUCAACCUCGCGGCUGCUUGCAUCCUGACCUCGACGGAAUACGCAAGAGAGCUCGGCAUCCCAUCGGAGAAGUGGAUCUAUCCUCUAGGUGGUGCUGGUACCUCCGACAGCGUUGAAUGUGAGUCAAUUUCUCACGCAGUGGGUUGAUAUUCUUAGCUAAUAACCGUAGUCUGGCAACGACCAGCAUACUGGUGGAGCCCGUCGAUAUCGAGAUCGCUGGACAACGCGCUGGACGUCUCUGCUCUGAAGAAGGACGACAUUGACCUCUACGACUUCUACUCGUAAGCCAACGUCCCUUGCGGCCGUCACAGAGAGUUGCUGACCUCAGGUUGAGAUGCUUUCCCGUGGUGCCAAAGCUCGCAUGCGACCAUCUCGGAAUGGCAACGACCAAGGGGGACAAGGCUUUGACAUUACUCGGAGGGCUGACAUCCUUCGGUGGUGCUGGGAACAACUACUCGCUCCACGUUGGGUUGCUCAGAGAGUCCAUUGUGAGCCCGGAAAGCUGACCGCGAUUAACAGGCAAUCACGGAAAUGACUCGACAGCUACGAAAGGGCAGAGGUAAGACUGGCCUUGUGCUAGCCAACGGCGGCUGGGUGACGUAUCAGCAUGUCCUAUGUCUCUCGAGCAGCCCGAGAAGCGACGGAUUGCCAUAUCCCGACGAGCCGCCACUGCCAAAAUACGUGACCGACGUACAGAUUCCCAAAAUCGUAGAGGAGGCAGAGGGCGAUGCCGCAGUCGAGGUAAGCAGGAGUAAAAUUCCCCGCCGAGACCAUUUUGGCAUUUCGCUGACCCCCUCCCGCGUUUUUGUAGACGUACACUGUCGAAUAUGCCCGCAACGGACAGCCGCUCCGAGGCCACAUUGUCGGCAGACUCAAAUCUACAGGCCAUCGUUUCUUGGCAAACCAUGCAGAUGAAGGUACCUUGAAAGCUCUGGCCAGCUGGGAGGUUGAUCCUAUCGGCCGCAGCGGGAGGGUCAAACGGGGCGGCGACGGCAGAAAUCUUUUCUCUUUCGGAGAGUCGGCAAGAUUGUAG
Molecule: messenger RNA, 1844 nt
Organism: Lecanosticta acicola
Lineage: Eukaryota; Fungi; Ascomycota; Dothideomycetes; Mycosphaerellales; Mycosphaerellaceae
Source: the annotation of a GenBank genome assembly